AUGGCGUCCACUCCUGAAACUACCAGAAUCAAAAACUUAGAGCUGCUGGCAGACUCACCUCAAAGUAAUACCUCGUCACCAGAAAGAUCGUAUUGUCAAGUGAAAUAUAAAGAUUAUGAAAGUGCCUUGGCUGCUAUUCAACAAUUGGAGGCCGAGCUAAAUGAGUUUCAAACAUCAAGUUAUGAGUUAGAAAAAGAACUAGAGAAGGAACUCAGUGCUCUAGAACUAGAUAAUGAAGAGCUGAAACUAAAAAAUGAGGAGAUUACUGAAGAGUUGAAAGAUCUUAAACAACAAAAGUUCACCACUGAAAAGGAGCUAGAAAGAGUGCGCGCGGAACUAGACUCCAAAAUAGAGAAGCUAGAAAAAGAUUUAGAAGCUAAAAAUUCAAAAAUUGUGGAUAUAGAGAUUCUGAAUGAUAAUAUUGAGCAAAGCGAAAGAAAUUUAAAUGUCAGUUACAAAGAAUUAGAGGAAAAUUAUUAUGCUUCCAUGGAGAAGAUAAUUUUGCUUGAACAGGAAUUAAGUGACGCGAGAGAUCAAACAAUGAAAGAGCAACUAAAUCACCAAAAUACCAAGAAUGAGUUAGCUGAAUGGAAAGCCAAAGCCACUAUCAAACCAGCAAAAUCUUCAUCUAAUCCAAGACCAUUAUCACAAAGUAAAAUGUCCAAAUCAAAUUCAAUCAGACAAUUACAUUCAAUGAUUGAACAAUCCAAGGGAAUGGAAUCUCGUAUUGGGAACAUCAAGGCAUCUUUACACUCCAAGACUUUCAAACUGAAUGGGAAGUCCAAAUCUUCAACCACCACAAAACUUUCAAAUACAACAAUAACAACAUCAACCCCAAUGUCUUCUCAAUCUAAACCAAGAAGAAAAAUCCCAUUAUCUCCAUCUUCUUUCAAAUUAAGUUCUUUCACAGCAGGAAGCUUUGCCAAAAUGGAAAAAAUUGAAGGAUCUCCAGCUAAACCUGCUAAGGAUUUCAACAAGAUUUUUGGUAGUGAGCUAAAAGAGAAAUGA
This is a messenger RNA of Hansenula anomala, 1008 nucleotides long. RefSeq lists its product as uncharacterized. The coding region runs from base 1 to 1008 and encodes 335 amino acids. Gene Ontology annotation, biological process: chromosome segregation; centrosome localization; establishment of mitotic spindle orientation. The record is from RefSeq and is a predicted model, not a curated record. Gene Ontology annotation, cellular component: centrosome; kinetochore; kinesin complex. NCBI's taxonomy places the organism in Eukaryota, Fungi, Ascomycota, Saccharomycetes, Phaffomycetales, Wickerhamomycetaceae. The transcript has a single exon. Gene Ontology annotation, molecular function: microtubule binding.